This is a messenger RNA of Thlaspi arvense, 3612 nucleotides long. The record is from the annotation of a GenBank genome assembly. NCBI's taxonomy places the organism in Eukaryota, Viridiplantae, Streptophyta, Magnoliopsida, Brassicales, Brassicaceae.
AGAAUAUAUGUCUUUCCAGAGUUUAACGGUUAAAUACAUGACGUUGUAAUAUGCCGUCUGGGAGAUAAUAUAGAGAACCAGAACCACACCAGACCUUUUUCUUUUAACUUUUCCUAAACUAAAAUGCUGAAAUUUAAAUAGCAGAAAAGAAAAAGAGAAAAAGGAGGGACCUUUUGUAUGAGAUUAUAAAAUGACAAGAGCUAAGCUGAUAUACAAAACUAGGCCUCUCUCACAACCCUCUUAGCUGAAGGAGAUUCGGGACUUUUCAGUGCAACAAUCAAAGAGAUGGCUAGAAAUGAGUGGAUCAAUAGUUACCUGGAAGCUAUUCUUGAUGUUGGAACUAGCAACAAGAAGAGGUUCGAGAGCAACUCCAAGAUCGUCCAGAAGCUUGGAGAUAUGAAUAGGAAAGAUCAACAAGAUAAGGUGUUUAGUCCCAUCAAGUACUUUGUGGAAGAGGUCGUCAACAGUUUCGAUGAGUCUGACCUUUAUAAAACAUGGAUUAAGGUGAUAGCAACAAGGAAUACUCGUGAACGGAGUAACAGGCUUGAGAAUAUAUGCUGGCGUAUAUGGCAUCUUGCACGCAAGAAAAAGCAGAUUGUGUGGGAUGAUGGGAUUAGACUUUCCAAACGGAGAGAUGAACGUGAACAAGGCCGCAAUGAUGCAGAGGAGGAUCUUUCUGAGCUUUCUGAAGGAGAGAAGGAAAAGAAUGACGUUGUCACGACUCUAGAACCACCCCGAGACCACAUGCCUCGUAUCCGCUCUGAAAUGCAAAUUUGUAUGCAUGGACUCGUGCGUGGAGAAAACAUGGAGCUUGGCAGAGACUCUGAUACUGGUGGGCAGGUGAAAUAUGUUGUUGAGCUUGCUCGUGCUUUGGCCAACACUGAAGGUGUACACAGGGUUGAUCUCUUAACCCGGCAGAUCAGUUCACCAGAGGUUGACUCAAGCUAUGGGGAGCCAAUUGAGAUGUUGUCAUGCCCUCCAGAAGGUAGCGGAAGCUGCGGUUCCUACAUUAUCCGAAUCCCCUGCGGUUCUCGAGACAAGUACAUACCAAAAGAGUCACUCUGGCCUCAUAUUCACGAGUUUGUUGACGGAGCGCUGAAUCACAUAGUGGACAUAGCAAGGUCUCUCGGGGAGCAAGUGAACGGAGGGAAGCCAAUAUGGCCUUAUGUGAUUCACGGCCAUUAUGCUGAUGCAGGAGAAGUAGCUGCACAUUUGGCAGGAACGUUAAAUGUGCCGAUGGUUUUAACUGGCCACUCUUUGGGGAGGAACAAGUUUGAGCAGUUGCUUAAACAAGGGAGGAUCACAAGAGAGGAUAUUAACAAAACUUACAAGAUUAUGAGGAGAAUAGAAGCUGAAGAGCUGAGCCUAGACGCAGCUGAGAUGGUUGUGACAAGCACACGGCAAGAGAUUGAGGCACAGUGGGGACUGUACGAUGGGUUUGAUAUCAAGCUGGAGAGGAAGCUGAGGGUUAGAAGACGGCGUGGAGUCAGCUGCUUUGGACGAUACAUGCCACGGAUGGUGGUUAUACCGCCAGGCAUGGACUUUAGCUACGUCUUGACACAUGAUUCACAGGAUACUGAUGCAGAUCUCAAGUCACUAAUUGGCCCUGACCGGAACCAGAUAAAAAAACCUCUACCUCCAAUAUGGUCUGAGAUAAUGCGGUUUUUCACAAAUCCUCAUAAGCCAACCAUACUUGCGUUGUCUCGUCCUGACCCCAAGAAAAAUGUCACUACAUUGCUCAAAGCUUUUGGUGAAUGUCAGCCUCUUCGAGAACUAGCCAACUUGACACUCAUACUAGGAAACAGAGAUGACAUCGAAGAGAUGUCUAAUAGCAGUUCAGUUGUUCUCAUGAAUGUGCUAAAGCUGAUAGAUCAGUAUGACUUGUACGGCCAAGUAGCUUAUCCCAAGCAUCACAAACAAUCUGAAGUCCCAGACAUUUAUCGUUUAGCAGCCAAAACAAAGGGGGUUUUCAUCAAUCCAGCUCUGGUGGAGCCAUUUGGUCUCACGCUCAUUGAGGCAGCUGCUUAUGGUCUACCCAUUGUUGCCACCAAAAAUGGUGGGCCUGUUGAUAUCUUGAAGGCACUAAACAAUGGUCUCCUAGUCGACCCCCAUGAUCAACAAGCCAUCUCUGAUGCCCUUCUGAAGCUAGUUUCUAACAAACAUCUCUGGGCUGAGUGCAGAAAAAACGGACUCAAGAACAUCCAUCGUUUUUCAUGGCCUGAGCAUUGCCGUAACUACCUUUCCCAUGUUGAACACUGCAGAAACCGACACCCCAACAGUAGUCUUGACAUAAUGAAAAUUCCAGAAGAACCGAUAAGUGAUUCUCUAGGGGAUGUAGAUGACAUAUCUUUGAGAUUCUCCAUGGAUGGAGAUUUCAAGCUCAAUGGGGAAGUAGAUGCAAUUACUAGACAGAGGAAACUAGUCGAUGCCAUAAGUCAAAUGAAUUCUAUGAAAGGUAGUAGCUCAUCUGUUCUCUACAGCCCUGGUAGGAGACAGAUGCUCUUUUUGAUUAGUGUUGAUGCUUACGGCGAUAAGGGAGACAUCAAAGCAAAUUUGGAACAUGUCAUCAAGAAUGUGAUGAAAGCUGCAGCUUUGACAUCGAGCAAAGGAAAAAUAGGUUUUGUUCUGGCAACAGGUUCAAGCGUGCAAGAAGUUGUGGAGAUUACAAAGAAAUACCUGAUUAACUUGGAAGAGUUCGAUGCAAUAGUUUGUAACAGCGGAAGUGAGAUCUACUAUCCAUGGAGAGACAUGGUGGUUGAUGCAGACUAUGAAGCUCAUAUGGAAUACAAAUGGCCUGGUGAAAGUAUAAGGUCAGUGAUUCUGAGACUUGCAUGUACAGAACCUGAAACUGAGGAUGGCAUCACAGAGUAUACAAGCGCAUGCAGUACAAGAUGCUAUGCAAUUUCUGUAAAACAAGGAGUCGAGACUCGAAGAGUUGAUGACCUUAAGAAGAGGCUUCGUAAUAGAGGUUUAAGGUGCAGCAUUGUUUACACACAUGCUGCAACAAGGCUAAAUGUUAUACCACUAUGUGCAUCAAGAAUACAAGCAGUUAGGUAUCUUUCAAUCAGGUGGGGAAUCGACAUGUCGAGGUCUGUUUUCUUUCUGGGAGAAAAGGGAGACACAGACUAUGAAGACUUGCUUGGUGGCCUCCACAAAACCAUCAUUCUUAAAGGUGCAGUGGGAUCUAACAGUGAGAAGCUUCUUCGCAGCGAAGAAAAUUUCAAAAGAGAAGACGCGGUUCCACGAGACAGCCCUAACAUGUCCUAUGUCGAAGAGAAUGGAGGACCUCCGGAAAUUCUAUCCACUUUAGAGGCCUAUGGUAUAAAGUAAUCUAUAUUUUUUUUUUAAUUUUCCUCUCCCUGCUUAUUAUAGUAUAGAUCUCAUAUACCUCAGUGGAUUGUAAACAGUGAGACUACACGAUACUUUAUACUGCAAUAAAUAAGCGGGAUAUAACUUUGCAAGUACAUAUACUUUACACAUUAUAAAAAGUUUGAUUGCUACCUGAAGGAUCAUGGUACUCUAUCUAGUGAUAUCGCCCCUUCAUUGGCCUAUCUUCAACCAACAAUGUAUUGUUCCUUGUCACAUCCGCAUUUUCAGUGUAAAGAAAGUCCC